Molecule: messenger RNA, 2472 nt
Organism: Glycine soja
Lineage: Eukaryota; Viridiplantae; Streptophyta; Magnoliopsida; Fabales; Fabaceae
Product: UDP-glucuronate 4-epimerase 3-like
Exons: 1
Coding region: 673-1989 (438 amino acids)
Source: RefSeq, a predicted model, not a curated record
CCUUAAACAAAGAGCCUCUAUAAAUCUAUUUUAAAAACCCCCCCAAAUUCAAGGAUCUCCAGCCAAUCAAAUUAGCAUAUUUUGCAUCUUUUACUACCCACCCCACUUGCAUUGCAUUUCCUCAUUGAACAACACCUUUUGUUCUUACAAAUGGAGGAAACACAAAAAGUGCUACUCAAAUGCAUAAUCCUAUUUCAUUAAAUUAACCUCUUAAUCCCCAAUUUCUCCCAUCUUCUUCUUCGUCAACAUUUCCUCAAAAUGUUCCAUCCCUCUCUCUUUAUGAUAACAUUCUUUAAAUGUUGAAACCUUUUUUCUCUGUAAAACUAUAAACCCAAAAGAGAGACCCAUACCUCCAAGAAACUAGAAGAUUCCCAUUUCCCACAUACAAAUAUUUCUUCUUUUUUUUUUAAAGAAAAAAACUAACUCACCAAACCGAGUCCCUUUUGAUUUUCCCCCCUGUUCUCUCCAUCACUUUCCCAAAUCUCAGAAACAAACCGAACCAAACCACCGCCACCAUUAUAACACACUCCUCCCUUUGCAAACCCUAGAAAACCCAACAAUUUGGGGGGAACCUCAACCCAAUCCCAGAAACCAAAAUCGGCCUCGCAAUUCGUCGAAACCGAGGAAGAGAAAUCGUGGGCACCUUUCAAAAUCCGAGAGUUCCCCGACAAAAUGUCCCAACUGAAGCAAAUGUCGCACAUAGACAGUGCCCCUCCGACCCCAGGGAAGUUCAAGAUGGAUAAAGCUUCGUACUUCAACCGCGUGCGGUGGCACACCUCGCUGGCGAAGCUCGCAGUGUGGUCCUUCGUGUUCCUGGGCGCGAUCUUGAUCUUUUUCCUCCGGUCGCCGGCAUCGUCUCCGGUCCCGGCGGACCUCUCCCGGCGGUCCCUGCGAACCUACAGCUGGGGCGGACCCGUUUGGGAGAAACGGGUCCGGGCAUCCGCCCAGGUCCGGUCCCGAAACGGGUUCGCCGUGUUGGUCACCGGCGCCGCCGGUUUUGUAGGCACCCACGUCUCCGCGGCGCUUAAGCGCCGCGGUGACGGGGUGCUUGGACUUGACAAUUUCAAUGACUAUUAUGACCCUUCACUUAAGCGUGCACGCCAGGGGCUCCUGGAGCGCAAUGGCGUGUACAUAGUUGAGGGUGAUAUCAAUGAUGAGGCACUCUUGAGGAAACUUUUCGAGGUUGUGCCUUUCACUCAUGUGAUGCACUUGGCUGCUCAGGCUGGUGUGAGGUAUGCCAUGGAGAAUCCUGGCUCUUAUGUUCAUAGCAACAUUGCUGGUUUUGUGAAUUUGCUUGAGGUUUGUAAGAGUGUGAAUCCACAACCUGCUAUUGUGUGGGCCUCUAGUAGCUCAGUUUAUGGACUCAACACUAAGGUUCCCUUCUCUGAGAGGGAUAGGACUGAUCAACCUGCUAGUUUGUAUGCUGCAACCAAGAAGGCUGGUGAGGAGAUUGCUCACACUUAUAACCAUAUCUAUGGUCUUUCAUUGACUGGAUUGAGGUUCUUCACUGUUUAUGGUCCUUGGGGUAGGCCUGAUAUGGCUUACUUCUUCUUCACUAGGGAUCUUUUGAAGGGGAAGCCCAUCCCUAUUUUCGAGGCCGCGAAUCAUGGAACCGUUGCUAGGGAUUUUACUUACAUUGAUGAUAUUGUGAGGGGUUGUUUGGGGGCUUUGGAUACUGCGGAGAAGAGCACGGGGAGUGGGGGGAAGAAGAGGGGGCCAGCACAGUUGAGGGUGUUCAAUUUGGGGAACACUUCGCCGGUUCCGGUUAGUGAUCUCGUGAGCAUUUUGGAGAGGCUUCUGAAGGUUAAGGCGAAGAGGAACAUAAUGAAGUUGCCGCGGAAUGGGGAUGUGCAGUUUACUCAUGCCAACAUUAGCUAUGCUCAGAGUGAGCUUGGGUACAAGCCGACCACGGAUCUGCAGAGUGGUUUGAAGAAAUUCGUGCGGUGGUACCUGAAUUACUAUUCUGGCGGGAAGAAAGCUGUUGAGUGACCUGAUUCUUUUAACCAUGUGAUAUUGUCUUUUGAAUUCUUGUUCAUUAUGAUUCUUGUGAUUGUUCCUUAGCGUUUCUCUGUUCGUUGUACGAUCACCGCGUUUCAUGUGUCAAGGAUGAUGCCAUAUAAGGAGGAGGAAGUAGGAACCUUGCUUCCUGCACUGAGGAAGUUUUGUUGUUGGGGGAGAUUAAUGCCUAGGCACCGAUUUGCUGUGUCCAAGAAAACCAGAUACAUCAUAUUCUCUUUUAUUCUUUUUCUUUUUCCUGAAUGUAUUUGUUGUAGUUUUAGAAAUGUAGCAUUCAUGACUGAUAGAGCAUAUGCUGAUUGGUGGCAGUGUAUAAUAAUUGUUAAGAAAAGGUAGUAAAAUCACACAAUAGUUUGAUUUCCGGUUUUUGGACUGAAUGAGUCAAUAAGACAUGUAUUUUAUUUGCUUAUGUAAUUUUUCACAUAUAAAUGGACUCCUGUAUUAAUAAUUCUUGCA